Molecule: messenger RNA, 3229 nt
Organism: Trichechus manatus latirostris (Florida manatee)
Lineage: Eukaryota; Metazoa; Chordata; Mammalia; Sirenia; Trichechidae
Gene: DENND1A
Product: DENN domain containing 1A
Exons: 21
Coding region: 163-3219 (1018 amino acids)
Biological process (GO): endocytosis; endocytic recycling
Cellular component (GO): clathrin-coated vesicle; cytosol
Molecular function (GO): guanyl-nucleotide exchange factor activity; phosphatidylinositol phosphate binding
Source: RefSeq, a predicted model, not a curated record
CCCCGGGAGGCGGCGGCAGCGGCGGCGGCGACGAGGGAGCGAACCUCGAGCGGGCGGGCCCGAGCCUGAGGGAAGGGAGGAAGGGGCGGGGAGAGCGCCAGAGGGAGGCCGAACGACCGCGGGCGGGCGGGCAGCGCAGCGCCGAGCGGGGCCCGCGGGCCCAUGAGGAGGCCCGGGGACCAUGGGCUCCAGGAUCAAGAAGUUCUACAGACUUUGACCAAGUUUUGUUUCCCCUUCCGUGUGGACAGUCUCACAGUUAGCCAAGUUGGCCAGAACUUUACGUUUGUGCUCACUGACAUUGACAGCAAACAGAGAUUCGGGUUCUGCCGCUUAUCUUCAGGAGCGAAGAGCUGCUUCUGUAUCUUAAGCUAUCUCCCCUGGUUCGAAGUCUUUUAUAAGCUACUCAACAUCUUGGCAGAUUACACGACAAAAGGACAGGAGAGUCAGUGGAAUGAACUUCUUGAAACUCUGCACAAACUUCCCAUCCCUGACCCCGGAGUGUCUGUUCAUCUCAGCGUGCAUUCUUAUUUUACUGUGCCUGAUACCAGGGAACUUCCCAGCAUACCUGAGAAUAGAAAUCUGACAGAAUAUUUUGUGGCUGUGGAUGUAAACAACAUGUUGCAUCUGUACGCCAGUAUGCUCUACGAACGCCGGAUACUCAUCAUUUGCAGCAAGCUCAGCACUCUGACUGCCUGUAUCCACGGGUCUGCUGCCAUGCUGUACCCCAUGUACUGGCAGCACGUGUACAUCCCUGUCCUGCCUCCACAUCUGCUGGACUACUGCUGUGCUCCUAUGCCCUACCUCAUAGGAAUCCAUUUAAGUUUAAUGGAGAAAGUUAGAAAUAUGGCCCUGGAUGAUGUCGUGAUCCUGAACGUGGACACCAACACCUUGGAAACCCCCUUUGAUGACCUCCAGAGUCUCCCAAAUGAUGUGAUUUCUUCACUGAAGAGCAGGCUAAAGAAGGUCUCCACAACCACUGGUGAUGGUGUGGCCAGAGCAUUCCUCAAGGCCCAGGCUGCUUUCUUUGGUAGCUACCGAAAUGCUCUAAAAAUUGAGCCGGAGGAGGCAAUCACCUUCUGUGAAGAAGCCUUCGUGUCCCACUACCGUUCAGGAGCCAUGAGGCAGUUCCUGCAGAAUGCCACGCAGCUGCAGCUCUUCAAACAGUUUAUUGAUGGUCGAUUAGACCUUCUCAAUUCCGGUGAAGGUUUCAGUGAUGUUUUUGAAGAGGAGAUCAACAUGGGCGAGUAUGCUGGUAGUGAUAAACUGUACCACCAGUGGCUCUCCACAGUCCGGAAAGGAAGUGGAGCUAUUCUGAAUACGGUAAAAACGAAAGCAAACCCAGCCAUGAAGACUGUCUAUAAGUUUGCAAAAGAUCAUGCAAAAAUGGGAAUAAAAGAGGUGAAAAACCGCUUGAAGCAAAAGGACAUCACUGAGAAUGGCUGUGCCCCCACUACAGAAGAGCAGUUACCAAAGACUGCGCUGUCCCCACGAGUGGAGGCCAAGGACCCCAAGCUCAGAGAGGACCGGAGGCCAAUCACAGUCCACUUCGGACAGGUCCGCCCUCCCCGUCCACAUGUUGUUAAGAGACCAAAGAGCAACAUCACAGUGGAAAGCCGGAGGACAUCUGUCCCGAGCCCUGAGCACCUGGUAAAGCCCUUGCGACACUAUGCGGUCUUCCUCUCCGAAGACUCCUCUGAUGAUGAAUGCCAGCGGGAAGAGGGCCUGAGCUCUGGCUUCACCGAAAGCUUUUUCUUCUCCGCUCCCUUUGAAUGGCCGCAGCCAUAUCGGACACUCAAGGAGUCAGACAGUGCAGAAGGUGACGAGGCAGAGAGUCCGGAGCAGCGAACUCGGGAACCUGUGGGCCCAGCUCUGCCUGACCGGGCUGCCAGCAUCGAUCUUCUGGAAGACAUCUUCAGCAGCCUGGACAUGGAGGCCCCACUGCAGCCUCUGGGCCAGGCCAAGAGCUUAGAGGAUCUUCGGAUGCCUAAAGACCUGCGGGAGCAGCCGGGGACCUUUGAUUAUCAGAGGCUGGACCUGGGCGGGAGCGAGAGAAGCUGCGGGAUGCCGAUGGCCUUGAAGCUCGCCUACCCAUACAACAAGCUCUGGAGCCUGGGCCAGGAUGACAUGGCCAUCCCCAGCAAGGCCCCUGCUGCCUCCCCCAAGAAGCCCUCACCCCUGCGCGGGAACUCCCUAGCACUACAUCGCAGGCCCCAGAACCGGGACAGCAUCCUGAACCCCAGCAACAAGGAGGAGGCCCCCACUCCCACUCCUGGCAGUAUCACCCUUCCCCGGCCCCAGGGCAGGAAGACCCCGGAGCUGGGGAUCGUGCCGCCACCACCCACCACCCGCCCAGCCAAGCUGCAGGCUGCCAGCGCCGCGCUUGGCGACUUCUCAGAGCAGCUGCAGGCUGAGCAGGAAAGGCGAGCUGCCCCAACCCCAGCCCCAUUCCUGGGGCACCUCACCAGCACUGCCCCCCAUAGCACCUCUGAACUGCUCCAGCCUCUUAGCCUGGCACCAGGGCCCACCAGCACAGGCAACGACGCCCUGCUUGCCCUCCUGGACCCACUUCACACAGCCUGGCCAGGCAGCACCCUCCCACCAGGCCCUCCUGUCCCAAAUGUAGCCACCCCGUUCACCCCACAGUUCAGCUUCCCCCCUGCGGGGACCCCCACCCCAUUCCCACAGCCAUCUCUCAACCCCUUUGUCCCAUCUGUGCCAACCGCGCUGCCCACUGUGCCCCUGGUCUCUACACCCACGGGGCCUUUUGGGGCCCCUCCUGCCACCCUGGGGCCAGCUUUUGCACCCAGCCUCCUGCUGUCAAAUUCCAAUUUCUGUGUGCCACAUAGAUCUCAGCCCAACCUGUCCGCCCUCUCCAUGCCCAACCUCUUUGGCCAGAUGCCCAUGGGUGCCCACACCAGCCCCCUGCAGCCGCUGGGUCCCCCGGCAAUCGCCCCAUCGAGGAUCCGAACGUUGCCCUUGGCCCGCUCAAGUGCCAGGGCCGCCGAGGCCAAGCAGGGGCUCGCCCUGAGGCCUGGAGACCCCGCACUCCUUCCUCCCAGGCCCCACCAGGGCCUGGAGCCGGCGCUACAGCCCUCUGCUCCUCUGGAGACCAGAGACCCCUUUGAGGAUCUGUUACGGAAAACCAAGCAAGACGUGAGCCCAGCCCCUGCCCCAGGCUCAGUGGAGCAGCUCAGGAAGCAGUGGGAGACAUUCGAGUGAGCCAGGCCCU